Psilocybe cubensis is the source of this 1452-nucleotide messenger RNA. RefSeq lists its product as uncharacterized. NCBI's taxonomy places the organism in Eukaryota, Fungi, Basidiomycota, Agaricomycetes, Agaricales, Agrocybaceae. The transcript has 11 exons. The record is from RefSeq and is a predicted model, not a curated record. Bases 1 to 1452 code for a protein of 483 amino acids. Gene Ontology annotation, molecular function: oxidoreductase activity, acting on paired donors, with incorporation or reduction of molecular oxygen; monooxygenase activity; heme binding.
AUGACUUCUAUCUCUUUUUUCCACGCUGCAGCUUUCUUUCUUGUCGUUCUUCUUGUUUAUAGUGCUCUUCGCCGACGUCGAGUACAUCGACUUGCAAACCCUCGAAAUCUUCCAUAUCCACCCGGACCUAAACCCCUCCCAAUCAUAGGAAACCUGUUCGACAUCGCGCGUGAUAAUGAAACGGCAACCUAUCAAGCGUUAGCAAGACAAUAUGGCGACUUGGUCUUUCUCAGUGCCCUUGGGAAGCAUAUCCUUUUCGUAAACUCGUUCGAAACCGCGAAUCAGCUUUUUGAGAAAAGGUCGGCAAAUUAUUCGGACCGCAUACAAUCGACUAUGAGCCAUGAAUUGAUGGGGUGGGGAUUCAGUCUCGGCCACAUGCGCUAUGGUGAUCGCUGGAGGAAACACCGUCGCAUGUUUCACCACCAGUUCCAACAGUCGGUCUCCCCAUCUUUCUGGCCCAUCCAGCAAAGAGAGGCGCAUUCACUGCUUCGGCGUCUCCUUCACUCGCCCGAUCGACUUGACCACCACCUGCGCCACAACGCCGCCGCCGUCAUAAUGAGUGUGACCUAUGGCAUAACCAUCGAAUCGACGGAUGAUAAAUACAUUGCACUUGCUGAAAAGGCGCUGGAAGGUAUGGCCAAAUCUGCUGGCCCAGGGGCGUUUUUGGUGGAUCUGAUGCCCUCCCGUACUGAGUGGGUCCCUGGCGCUUCCUUCAAGCGCAAAGCACGUGAAUGGCGUGCAGCUGUAACAGGAAUGAGGGAAGCACCCUUCGCAACUGUAGUUGCUGAUAUGGCAUCGGGAAAGGCACCCCCGUCGUUUGUCAGCAACUUGCUGAAUGACAUCGUUUCCGAAAAGAUCAUAGAGGAUGAUGAGAUUGAAACUAUCAAAAAUUGUGCUGGUAUUGCGUAUGCGGCCUCGUUCAUUUUGGCAGUUCUAACACACCCGGAGGUUCAAGAAAAGGCACAGAAAGAACUGGAUGACGUAGUUGGGCGUGAACGACUCCCGCACUUCAAUGAUAGGCGCCUGCUUCCAUAUACAUCAGCCGUUGUGAAAGAAACCCUACGAGGUGAAUUCAUUAUCUACAUUGAAGUUGGAAUCCUGUGGCACCUCUCGCCACUUGAAGGUCUUCCACAUAUGGUGACCCACGAUGAUGAAUUCAACGGGGGGAUAUUGAAUGACCCAAAUUUGUAUCCAAAUCCACGGCGCUUCGACCCAGACAGGUUCAUGAACGAAGGAGAUAAAGGCCCAACCCAGCAUCUUUCGCCUACGGAUACACUCUCCGUAGCAUUCGGGUAUGGACGACGAUUCUGUCCCGGUCGUCACAUGGGUGAAGCGCAAGUGUGGAUAUCCGUCGCAUGUAUCUUGAGCGCUUUCAACAUUACCCCAGCGUUAGAUGAGAAUGGACGUCCGAUUGAGGUGGUACCGGCGUUUUCUUCCGGCAUGAUCUGGUGA